UGACCUUUUACCCAACACGUUAACGACGGUCAUCCCGACAGUCAUGCGUUUACAGUUAACGGUAACGUGUGUGUGUUACUAACAGCCCGCUGCUCGGUGAGCCGGCUGUCACCGUUUACUGAAUCCGUUAACCGGUCAGAGGAGCAGCUAGCGGGUUAGCUAACGGUCGCAGCUAGCAGCUAGCAGAAGAUGGAGGAGUUUCUGUCGAGCUGCCGCCGAGCCGUGAAGGGGAAUCUUGAUCAGGCUGGUUCAGCGUUUCACGUGGUCCUGGGGAAUGAAGCCUGUGACGUGGACUCUAUGGUGUGUGCCCUGACCUACGCCUACUUCCUGUCCAAGACUGUACACAGUGAGAUGCUCGUUCUCCCGCUGCUGAACAUCCGCCAGUCAGACCUCGUGCUGCGUUCAGAUAACGUCUUCCUGCUGCGACAGGUCGUUCUGUCUCCAGACCUCCUGCUGUUCAGAGACCAGCUGGACCUUAAAGCGCUUCACCGAGCCGGCCGCCUGCAGCUGACGCUGGUCGACCACAAUGUCCUGCCCAGUUCAGACAGCGACCUGGAGGGGGCAGUGGUGGAGGUGAUCGACCAUCACCAGCAGGAAAGAGAACCGUCCACCUCCUGUCCUGUUACCGUGGAGAUGGUGGGAUCCUGCACAACCUUGGUAACAGAACGCAUCAUCCAGAAAGCUCCAGAGAUCCUGGACCAACAGAUCGCUCAACUGCUCUACGCGGCUGUGGUGUUGGACUGUGUCAACAUGGCGCCCGCAGCGGGUAAAGUGACGCCUAAAGACAGUCAGAUCGCUGCAGCGUUGGAGGCUCGUUUUCCUGCUCUGCCGCCGAGGGGCACUCUGUUUCAGACGCUGCAGGACGCCAAGUUUGACGUGUCAGGUCUGAACACUGAACAGAUGUUGUUGAAGGACAUGAAAGCUGUUUCAGGAAGUUUGAAUGUUGCUGUCUCUGUUCUCUACAUUACACUGCAGGACUUCCUGCAGGGGGCGGAGCUGGAGGCAGAGCUUUCAGAUUUCUGUUUGAAGUUUGGAUAUGACCUCCUGCUGCUGAUGACCAUCUCCUUCACUGAGAGCAAAGAACCAAUGAGAGAGCUCGCUGUGUUUAGCCACAGCGCCGCCUGCAGGCAACAGGUGAGCCUCUACCUGGAACAGGCCCGUAACCCCGCCCUGAACCUCUGUCCAUUCAGCAGCCCCCAUUCACACGUCAAAGCCUAUAAGCAAGGAAACAUGCUGGCGUCUCGAAAGAAGGUCCUCCCCAUCAUUAAGGACUUCCUGAAGGAGCGAGACGGAGACGGUUGUCUGGUAGACGGUCGCCUGGGAGACAUGGAAGAGGAGGAUGAGUCUCGGGUCCCUCCGACCCCAAUGAACAGUCUGGUGGAGGGCUGUCCUCUGGAUGGCGGCCUGCCGCACAUAAGCGCACAGGCGCUGGAGGAGAAGUUCAGCAGCAUGACUUCUGACCUCUGACCUGUCACCUGUCCAUCAUUAGGACGUCUGCCUGUCUGUCUGUCUGUCUGUCUGUCUGUCGGAUGAUCAAGGUACCACAGAGAUGACAUCACAAACAUCAUUACGAAGUUUUUUUAUCCCCAGAUCAAACACACGGACGACGUUAACACAUCUGGGCUGAGGCCUGAUUUUACCGACUGACUCAAACACACCGUUUCAUUAAACCAUCACUAACAUCUGGAACACUCAGAGACCUGAACACAUCUGGAACAACUUCCUCUUUCCUUCAAAACAAAAUGCAAAUGCAUUCAUGACGUCAUGUAUUUACGCAGAACCUUUUUGGAUCAGAAAUAUUUGAUUUAAAUGUGUUUUCAGUGUAAAAAGUGAUGUCUGAUGUGAUGGUGCUGCAGCAAAUUAUUAUUAUAAUUAUUAUGAUUAUUAUUAUUAUUAUCAUUAUCAGUAUUAUUUAUUGUUAUUAUUGUUAUUAUUAUUAUAACUAUUAACAAUUGUCUGAAAACAGUGAAAAAUGCCAAAAACUCAGAGAUUCAGUUUACUGAAAUGUUAAAUAUAAAAAAUAACCAAAAACAUGAUUUAGAUUUAAUGUUAGCAAAACUGCUAAUUCUCACAUUUAAUUAAAUUUGUCUUUGUUUGGAAAAUAACUUCAGCGGUUAAUCUGUCAUCGACACCGUUGCAGAUCAGUUUUCCUUCACUUGACUGAAACCUGAUGAACAAGGAGCAGUGGAUAAAAUAGUCUUUGAAUAAAGUUUAGAAAGUUGGUUUUACUCUCCCCAGAAUAUUUAAUUAUGUGUGCUUUUAAGUUUAAUCAGCUUUGUCAUGUUGUUUGGAGACUCAGUAUUUGUAUAAAUGUCAAACUACAGUUAUCAGUAUUUUUACACCAAGUUUUUUGAACAAAAACACCAACCGGGGAUUAAAAACAAAUCAAAGCAUAAA
Epinephelus fuscoguttatus (brown-marbled grouper) is the source of this 2397-nucleotide messenger RNA. It is a transcript of the gene prune1, whose product is annotated as prune exopolyphosphatase. The transcript has 9 exons. Gene Ontology annotation, cellular component: cytoplasm. Gene Ontology annotation, molecular function: exopolyphosphatase activity. The record is from RefSeq and is a predicted model, not a curated record. The coding region runs from base 190 to 1467 and encodes 425 amino acids. NCBI's taxonomy places the organism in Eukaryota, Metazoa, Chordata, Actinopteri, Perciformes, Serranidae.